Molecule: messenger RNA, 4898 nt
Organism: Scylla paramamosain (green mud crab)
Lineage: Eukaryota; Metazoa; Arthropoda; Malacostraca; Decapoda; Portunidae
Gene: Hph
Product: prolyl hydroxylase EGLN3-like
Exons: 6
Coding region: 498-1757 (419 amino acids)
Biological process (GO): cellular response to hypoxia
Molecular function (GO): L-ascorbic acid binding; peptidyl-proline dioxygenase activity; ferrous iron binding
Source: RefSeq, a predicted model, not a curated record
UGUUUUCGUCCUAAGUGGUGGUCGAUAUAAGUGACUUUAUAAAUAGCUCAUUGAAGGAGUUCCUCUUGUGCCGAGUGCUUGAGUCACGCAUUCCAAGCAUAGUGCGGGAAUUGUACUUGAUUGUUGUUUUACCUUGCAAGUGACUGAAGGUAUAACUAAAAGACAAUUACUUAGAAAAAAAAACAUCAAUUAUUAAUACGUUUGCUGAAUUGAUAAAAGAAAAGCAAACUUACAUAAGCAUUCCAAAUAUAGUGCAAGCAUCGAAUUCUGGCACAGUUUUCCUCCUGAGUGACUGAAGGAAAGGAAAAAAAAAAACAAUAUAAAUAAUAAGAAAGGCAAUACUUUCGAUACAGAUACUAAAUAAACAAAGAUUAAUAUUAGUGAUUGACAAAACGAGUGUUGCAUUUGCAUGACCUCGUUGAGUGAGUGUUGACUUACUGUUAUCACUACUACUACUACUACUACAACCACGCCUUCAUACUUAAAAACACGUCAAAAUGCAGCUCUUGUCAGCAGCUAAAUACGACCAAAGAGAGGGAGACGUGGCACCCUUGCAUGGCGUGAUAGGAUGCACCCAACUGGAGGAGGAAGCAGAGGCCACAAGAAUUGUCCCCACCCACACUCCCCAACCUCCCACGACCUCCCACAGCGUACAUCACCCCCACCACGUCGUCCCAAGUGGCACCUCAUCUUAUGACAUUCCAGGCAACACUAGAAAGAGGAAAUGUGACGAGGUGGAGAGUAAUAGUGAGGAGGAGAGAAGGAUCACUCAGGCGAAAGUGAGGCAAUACCUUCAGCUGAGGCGAAGGUUAUUGCUCAGUCAGAGAAAACUUGUCAAGGCGGGGCAGACUGGACUAAAGCUACCUCUGUGUUACGUGUUCAGUGAUCUCCUCCUCCACCUACCUCGCCUGAGUUACGUGGGUAAUGGUGGACAGGGAAGAGGGAGAAGGAAAUCCCACAUGCCAGACCUCAGCACCCCCAUAGACUCCAGCCAUCCCCUGGAGGCCCAAGUACCCAAGACGCCUCCCCUGUACCAUGUCCAGGAAUCCCUUGACUCCCUGUCCCUCGAGGGGAGCGGCUUCAGUGAGGAGUGGUUCACCAACAUUCUGCAGGAUGUCACGAAGGAUCUCAACAAGUAUGGAGUCUGUGUGGUCGACGACUUCCUUGGCGAGGAGCGAGCUGACCGCAUCCUGGAGGAGGUGCGGACCCUACACUCCCUCGGCGUGAUGCAGGCUGGGCAGGUUGUGUCUCAGCAUGUGCAGGACCAGGCAAGGGGCAAGAUCAGAGGGGACAAGAUAACCUGGGUGACUGGGGAUGAGCCUCACUGCUCUUCUAUUGGUCAGCUGGUCAAUGUGGUGGAUUACAUCGUCGCCAAGGCCAAUAAGCACUAUGAUGCCGGCAAGCUCGCCCAGUACAACAUUACCUGGAGAACUAGGGCCAUGGUGGCGUGCUAUCCUGGCUGCGACACUCACUACGUUAAACACGUCGACAAUCCCAACGGUGACGGAAGAUGCAUCACCGCCAUCUACUAUCUCAAUAAGAACUGGACCCCCAACGAUGGCGGCGUGUUGAGAAUCUACCCCGAGAACUGCAGUGAUAUCAUAGCCUCCAUCAAUCCCUGCUUUGACCGCAUGCUGUUCUUCUGGUCAGACAGGCGUAACCCACACGAGGUCAUGCCUGCCAAGAUAGUCAGAUAUGCUAUCACAGUGUGGUACCUGGACCAGAAGGAGCGGGAGGAGUACCUGGCCCGGGAAUAGGUGAGAGGCGUGUCCCACACGUGACAAAGUGCUGGUGUUGCUGGUCCUCCCCGCCGCCGUCCCGCCAACACCCACACAGGGCCACCAGCCUCCUCCUGGGACACAGUUUACUUCCUAACCUCUACUGUGGUGGAGAUAACAGUGAAUUUGGAGCUUCACCUUGGUUAUGCUUCAGUUCCUCGUCUCCUUUCCUUUCCUUCUCAUUACUCAAGUGUGAGCCUCUGUGUGUGGUUGUGUGAGCGAGUGUGUGAGUGGUUUAUAAGACAGGUUAUGGAGUGUCUUGCCAUAGAGAGUGGAGGGGGAGUUAUCAGUGAACCUAGCAAGUAGGCAUAUGGUUUUAUUUUGUCAUCGAAGUGUUUUUAUCUCCUUCAUCCAUCUUUGAGUUGUCUUUUAUCUGCCACAGCAUUAUAACUGGCUACCUUAGUGGAUAGUGAGAAGUGGAUGGAUAUUUUCUCAGCCAGUGUGGAGCGAGAAGAAAACUGGUUGGUGCUGGUUCUCGGAGUGGCGUCCAUGACAUAUGUAACAUUGCCUCAAAGAGCAGGUGGUUGCAGGAGCUGGAGGAUGUGAAUGUCAGUCUAUAAUGAGUCAGCAUUGACUUGCCUAUUCUGACUUGAAAUUCACUUUACAGAUAACCCGUAUAUACAGACAUGGAAUGCACUUUAAGCAGUAUACAUACGUACUCUCGUAAGUUACUACUAUAUUAACCAACUGGAUUUGAAAAGUCAGUGUGAUAUAACUUAUAUCUUACUCUUUGCAUUGUAGUCCAUAUUUGUAAAUGUUUCAGCACUUCAUCAAUGCUGCUUGUAAGAAGCUUUAGUGAAAGCUAGUGGGAAUUUCAAAGGUGUUUUUGAUAGUGAUAUACAAAGGUAAAAAACACCUGUGAGGACCUAACUAGUCAUCUAUAGUCUUUGAAAGUAGUCCUGAUGAGAGAGAGAAAGCAUUUAUGAGUAUGGGCCUGUGGGUUUCCAUCUCUUUGUGCUGAGGUGAAGGUCAUCUAGCACAGAGUAGGUGGAUGAUAGUGAGAGAAAGGGUGUUUGAACUGUAACGUGUGUUGGGGGCGAGGUGUCCCUUGCUUAGUGUCAGUGAGGUGGAUGAGCUUUCCAAGGAUGAGGGAAGACUGUACAGUUUGUUACGAAUGUUCCCUUAAAAUGAUGUAAUCUCCCCCCACAAAAAAAAGCAGUACAUAUCACGCUUGUGUUGAUCAUUUGAUGUGCUUAGUCAGUAUAUAGUCAGUCGGAAGUUUCAUAACCUUGUGUAUGUGCUUCACUGUUUGGCAUUUGUCCCUCCGUUUCAAAUCCUGAUUUGCCGAGUUUCUUAAAUUGACAUCUGACAGAUUCUUAGCAGAUCCAAGGACUAAAAACUGAAGGGAAAGCACUAAACAUGAAGUGAGUGGGACAAGGUUAAGGAACUUGUAUGACCUGUGUAAUAAUGGCAGUAGCAACAUCACACACCAAACUUGCAAGCAGAUCUUGUACUCCUCACUGAGCUGUGCACACUAAAUGAUUAACCUUGGUGUGUGUGUUUUGUGUGUGUUUUAUUACAGUACAUACAACACACACCCAGGCGUCCCCUAUGUUCCCCUGUCACUCCCCCAGCCUCCUCGUCCUCUGAGAAAUGUCAGCAGCCUGCAGCAGCGGGAGUGUGACUUGUUACCAGGGAGAGCGGUGACACACAUGUACUUAGGAACACGCAGGAAGGAUGAUGCUGCAGUGCUGCUUAUAUAUACACAUAGACACAUAUUUAUUACACAGCAGUUGUUUGCUAAUGCCUUGUACAGGAGAUGGUUGUGAUAUAUUUAUUAGGAAAUUUACGGCGAAUCUGGUACAGAAAUAAAAGUGUUUCUUUGUAAUUCAUAGCCAAAGAUGGAUGUGUAUGAAAUUUGUGGAGUGGGCGUGACGUGUCACUACUGUGACAAAAAGGAACCAUUGUAGGAUAACCUUUGCCCUGAGCCUGGACUGCCCGUGAGCACUCGGGAUCAGGUCAGGGAGGCUGUGACCUAAGCUGCUGUGACCCUCCACCACCUGCUGUGUAUUCGCAUGUAUUGUACUUGUGCUUCUAUUAACAUCUUGUCACAACAGUUCAUACACAUCAUAGCCAGGAGGGGCUUGUUUUGAACUCCUCUCCACUGUUUCUCGGUAUGAAAUUUGCAUCUUUAGCUUUACAACACUAUUUCUCUUCUAAAUAUUUGUAUUGAUUUAUAUCGAUUCUCAUCUUGAUGGAUUUAAGAUUUUAUACGUACUCCUGGAAGUGCUCACAUUUCCACUUUUAUUUUUUAAUGUAUUGCAUCUUAGAUUCCUUCUUAAGUUUUUGAAAUGAAUAAGGAAAGUGUGUUGAGUGUAUGCCGUCUCACUCAGUACACUCUAAAUGAAUGUAAAAUGAACCUUGUCUAUUUUCUGCAUCAGGGCUUGUGAGGAUAAAGUUAUUGUGACAUUGGUGCUAUAGAGUGUACAGGUGUCAUUAUUUUGCCUCGUGCUAGUGGCGCAUACACUGGAACGCAUAAUUUAAUCUGCAUUCAUUCAUUUCAGUGUCAUGAAAGCAUUCAUUCAUUCGUCAUGAAAGGAGCAAAUCAAAGUUGUUGAUUUUAAGUCUCCUUUUAGUCUUGCAUUUAUCAUUCUGAUUUGUAAACAUUUAAUUUUGUUUGUGUACACAUUCAUAUUAGUUUUUCCUGUUCUGUUCUUUUCUGAUGUCUGGUGUUUUUUUCCAUUUGAAGAUUUGGUGCCCAGUUGUAUAGUGUUUUUAUUCAUACAUUUGUGGUGUAAUGGGCAAAUCAAAUGCGAAUUUACAUGAUUUUUAGCUCAGUGUUCUUUGUUAGCUCGGAGCUGUGUUCUCUACUUUCAAGCAAAAUUUGUGUAUAUAUAUAUAUCAGCCAUUAUACUGAUCCUCUAUUCAAACCCAAAUAUGAAGUUAACCGAUACUGUGUUGAUGGGUUACAUUCAAGCCGAGCAUUGCCGUGCUCAGCCGUUUAGCGUUGCCAGUGGAUGCGCCCCAAGGAAGUGCUGGGUCAAGGAUGCUGUACAUACAUAACCCAGUAUAUUUUAGGGAACUUGUACUCGUAUGUCACUUCAUACUUCAAUUAAUGAAAAAACUGACAGACCGAUCAAACUCAAUGCCGUAUAAAUAAAAACAUUGCAAUGAUGAAAA